Colias croceus (clouded yellow) is the source of this 692-nucleotide messenger RNA. RefSeq lists its product as uncharacterized. NCBI's taxonomy places the organism in Eukaryota, Metazoa, Arthropoda, Insecta, Lepidoptera, Pieridae. The transcript is spliced from 3 exons. The record is from RefSeq and is a predicted model, not a curated record. The coding region runs from base 18 to 542 and encodes 174 amino acids.
ACUAAUAACUAUACAAUAUGCGUAACGUAGAAAUCAAAGCUAAAGUGCACAACCUUGAACAGAUAUGUAAAAUAGCUGAAGAAUUAAGCGGUGGUCCGCCUAAAGUUAUAAAACAAGAUGAUACCUUCUAUAACGUUCCCAACGGUCGUUUGAAGCUACGAAUAUACGGAAAUUCAUCAGCUACAUUAGUGCGAUACGAUAGAAACGAUGAAGGCGGGCCAAAACUUUGUGAUUACGACUUAUUACAAUUUACUGAAUCCGAAAGUGAGAAAUCUAAGAAAUUAGAUAAAAUGUUGAAGCAAUGUUUAGGAGAACGAGGUCGUGUAGUUAAGGAACGAAAACUGUACAUGGUCGGUCAAACCCGCAUUCACAUAGAUACAGUUGAAAACCUAGGACACUUUAUGGAAUUAGAAGUGGUACUUCAUCCAGAACAGUCUGUGGAAGACGGUCAGGUCAUCGCUCGAGAUCUACAAUCUAAGCUAGGUGUUAAAGAUGAAGAUUUGAUAGAUUGUGCUUAUAUGGACUUGAUUGAAAGUGCUUAAAUGGCUGAAUAAUAUAAAAGAAAUUCUGUGUUUUUGUUGUUUUAGAUAAGAAUUUAAUUUUAAGCCUGUGAUAAAUAGAUAUUUGAAUUCAAUUCAUGCUAAAAAACAUGUUUUUGUAAUAACUUGUGAAUAAAGUUUGUGUACAUUUGA